CACCCGUACCGCGGUGCCGCUCCGCCCAUCGCUCCGCCCCGCGGCUCCUUCCGCGCUCGCCCCGGGCCCGUCCGCUCCGUCCGCGCUCGCCCCGUCCGCCGCCCCCACCCCGCCAUGGCCUCCGCGGCCGCUCCCGGGCAGGGCGGCUCCGCGCCGCCGCUCACCGUCCAGCGCGGCAUCGUCAAGAUGGUGCUGUCGGGCUGUGCCAUCAUUGUGCGCGGGCAGCCCCGGGGUGGGCCCCCCCCCGAGCGCCAGAUCAACCUCAGCAACAUCCGCGCCGGGAACCUCGCCCGCCGCGCUGGCGCGGGGCAGCCGGACGCCAAGGACACCCCGGACGAGCCCUGGGGGUUCCCGGCUCGCGAGUUCCUGCGGAAGAAGCUGAUCGGGAAGGAGGUUUGCUUUACCGUGGAGUACAAGACGCCACAGGGCCGGGAGUACGGGAUGGUGUAUUUGGGGAAAGACACGAGUGGUGAGAACAUCGCUGAGUCGCUGGUGGCCGAAGGGCUGGCGUCGCGCCGGGAAGGGAUCCGAGCCAACAACCCCGAGCAGAGCCGGCUGGCCGAGCUGGAGGAACAAGCCAAGAGUGCCAAGAAAGGGAUGUGGAGCGAGGGGACGGGCUCCCACACCAUCCGGGACCUCAAGUACACCAUCGAAAACCCCCGGCACUUCGUGGAUUCCAUGCACCAGAAGCCUGUCAACGCCAUCAUAGAGCACGUGCGGGAUGGCAGCGUGGUGAGAGCCCUCCUGCUCCCCGAUUACUACCUGGUCACCGUCAUGCUGUCCGGGAUCAAGUGCCCCACGUUCAAGCGGGAGGCGGAUGCCACCGAAGUCCCCGAGCCGUUUGCAGCCGAAGCCAAGUUCUUCACGGAGUCGCGGCUGCUGCAGAGGGACGUGCAGAUCGUCCUGGAGAGCUGCCACAACCAGAACAUCCUGGGCACCAUCCUGCACCCGAAUGGGAACAUCACCGAGCUCCUGCUGAAGGAGGGCUUCGCCCGCUGCGUGGACUGGUCCAUCGCCGUCUACACCCGCGGUGCCGACAAGCUGCGUGCGGCUGAAAGGUUCGCCAAAGAGCGCAAGCUGAGGAUCUGGAGGGACUACGUGGCCCCCACGGCAAACCUGGAUCAGAAGGACAAGCAGUUUGUAGCGAAGGUGAUGCAGGUGCUGAACGCCGACGCCAUCGUGGUGAAGCUGAACUCGGGGGACCACAAAACCAUUCACCUCUCUAGCAUCCGACCCCCGCGGCUGGAAGGGGACAGCAUGCAGGACAAGAACCGGAAGCUGAGGCCCCUCUAUGACAUCCCCUACAUGUUUGAGGCCCGGGAGUUCCUGCGCAAGAAGCUCAUCGGGAAGAAGGUGAAUGUGACGGUGGACUACAUCCGCCCGGCCAGCAGCGCCACCGAGACCGUGCCCGCCUUCUCUGAGCGCACCUGCGCCACCGUCUCCAUCGGAGGAAUCAACAUCGCCGAAGCGCUGGUCAGCAAAGGCCUGGCCACCGUCAUCCGCUACCGGCAGGACGACGACCAGAGGUCCUCGCACUACGACGAGCUCCUGGCCGCGGAGGCUCGGGCCAUCAAGAACGGCAAAGGGCUGCACAGCAAGAAGGAGGUGCCGAUUCACCGGGUGGCCGACAUCUCAGGGGACACCCAGAAGGCGAAGCAGUUCCUGCCGUUCCUGCAGCGCGCCGGCCGCUCCGAGGCCGUGGUGGAAUACGUGUUCAGCGGCUCACGCCUCAAGCUCUUCCUGCCCAAGGAAACCUGCCUCAUCACCUUCCUCCUCGCAGGCAUCGAGUGUCCCCGGGGGGCGCGGAACCUGCCGGGGCUGGUGCAGGAGGGGGAGCCCUUCAGCGAGGAGGCCACGCACUUCACCAAGGAGCUGGUGCUGCAGCGGGAGGUUGAGGUGGAGGUGGAGAGCAUGGACAAGGCCGGGAACUUCAUCGGGUGGCUGCACGUGGACGGGCUGAACCUGUCGGUGGCCCUGGUGGAACAGGCCCUCUCCAAGGUCCACUUCACCGCCGAGCGCAGCCCCUACUACAAGGCGCUGGUGGCCGCCGAGGAGGGCGCCAAGCAGAGGAAGGAGAAGGUGUGGUCCCACCACGAGGAGGCCCCGGCGGAGGAGGUGACACCGGUGCUGGAGGAGAAGGAACGUUCAGCCAACUACAAGCCCGUCUUUGUCACCGAGAUCACCGACGAGCUGCACUUCUACGUGCAGGACGUGGAGACGGGCGCGCAGCUGGAGAAGCUGAUGGAGAACCUGCGUGCCGAGGUGGGCGCCCACCCCCCCGGGGAGGGCUCCUACGCCCCGCGCCGCGGCGACUUCUGCAUCGCCAAGUUCGUCGACGGAGAGUGGUACCGCGCCCGGGUGGAGAAGGUGGAGUCGCCCAGCAAAGUCCACAUCUUCUACAUUGACUAUGGCAACAAGGAGACGCUCCCCGCCACGCGCCUGGCGGCGCUGCCCCCGGCGUUCAGCACCCGCGUGCUGCCGGCACAGGCCACCGAGUACCGGUUCGCAUUCAUCCAGGUGCCCCAGGAUGAGGAGGCGCGGGCGGACGCAGUGGACAGCGUGGUGCGGGACAUCCAGAACAGCCAGUGCCUGCUGAACGUGGAGCACGGGGGCCCCCCCUGUCCCCACGUCACCCUCCAGUUCAGUGACACCCACAGCGACGUGGGGCUGGGGCUGGUGCGCGAGGGGCUGGUCAUGGUGGAGCCGCGCCCCGAGCGGCACUUCCAGAAACUGAUCACAGAGUACCUGAACGCGCAGGAGGCGGCAAAGAGUGCCCGGCUGAACCUGUGGCGUUACGGCGAUUUCCGCGCGGACGACGCCGACGAGUUCGGUUACAGCCGCUGAGGGACCCCCCGUGCCCCCCAAAAUCCUCCUCCCCGCCCCCCCAUCCCACCCCAUCCCUGGGGGCAGCCGGGGGGGUCGCGGGGCUCUAUGCCCGGGAUGCUGGGGUGGGGGGACCCCCCUGCCCCCUCGCAGCCAGCGCUGCCCCCCUGGCCCCCCAGUCUGUAUUUAAAGCUUCGGAGGCCAAAUAAACGUAGUCAAGCGUU
Messenger RNA from Columba livia (rock pigeon), 3047 nucleotides. RefSeq names its product staphylococcal nuclease and tudor domain containing 1 (gene SND1). Lineage: Eukaryota; Metazoa; Chordata; Aves; Columbiformes; Columbidae. The record is from RefSeq and is a predicted model, not a curated record. Gene Ontology annotation, cellular component: RISC complex; cytosol; nucleus. The transcript has 24 exons. Gene Ontology annotation, molecular function: RNA binding; nuclease activity. The coding region runs from base 115 to 2844 and encodes 909 amino acids. Gene Ontology annotation, biological process: mRNA catabolic process; regulatory ncRNA-mediated gene silencing.